UUUUUCCACGACGUGCCCUCGCAGCAGCUGGAUGAUGCGCACCACACGGCUGCUGCAGCCGCGCGGACAGCACACGACGAUGGAUCUCUCUCCAGAUUCCCACGCUCUUUUAUCGAAUCCCAGCUGAAAACUCACAUCCUGGCAUCCCUCUGUGUUCCUCUCUGGCUAUAAUCAGGAACAACAAUAAGAAAGAUGUUGAACUUCUCCGGACGCAGCUUGAUGGAUUUCCUGAGCACCGACUUCAUGCUGCUUUUUGGAUAAAUCUCAGUCAUCCUCUGCUGAAACGCAUCAAAUCGGUGUGAGAUGUCCGACUUGCACAACCGGAGCCAAAUCAGCGCGCGACGCAGUGACUACGUGUGGCAGUACGAAUAUUAUGAGGACGAAGAUCCCGUGUCUUUUGAUGGACUCAAAGCGCACAGAUACUCCAUCGUUAUCGGCUUCUGGGUGGGACUGGCAGUGUUUGUCAUGUUCAUGUUCUUUGUCCUCACGCUGCUCACAAAAACUGGAGCUCCACAUCCGGAAAACCCAGACUUGGCAGAGAAGCGGCACCGACCCGAGGCCUGUCUGGUGGACCUCAACGGCCACCAGGACRAAAACGACAAGGCGUUCUGUCGCCCGCUGCUCGUCGGCUCGCGUCCCUAUUUCAACUUCUACAUCAACGAGGAAGACCAGGAGCAGGGGAGGCCGGAGCGAGACCGGGACAGGAGCUCCGGCAGAGACAAAACGAGCAGAGGGCUCCUCUCCUCCGGGUUGGACGAGACGGACGAGGUGUUUGAGGRAACCGGGGGACGCCAGCCUCUCGGCGGACCGGUGGAGAAGACGAAGACGGACAGAGAGUUCCUGUCUCACUUCAACAUCCCAAACUUUGUCAACUUGGACCAGAGUUCAAUCCUGGGRGAGGAUGAUCUGCUGUAUGAGCCGUCGGUUAUAUUAGAGCGUCAGGCUCAAGCUCACUGUGAAACCCGCUGAGGCUGCUUCUGUGAUUAUUAUAAAUAAAGCGUAGCUGUGGUGAGGGUGUAAUAUAA
Molecule: messenger RNA, 1025 nt
Organism: Austrofundulus limnaeus
Lineage: Eukaryota; Metazoa; Chordata; Actinopteri; Cyprinodontiformes; Rivulidae
Product: melanocortin-2 receptor accessory protein 2B
Exons: 3
Coding region: 304-969 (221 amino acids)
Biological process (GO): regulation of adenylate cyclase-activating G protein-coupled receptor signaling pathway; protein localization to plasma membrane
Cellular component (GO): plasma membrane; endoplasmic reticulum
Molecular function (GO): type 1 melanocortin receptor binding; signaling receptor regulator activity; type 4 melanocortin receptor binding
Source: RefSeq, a predicted model, not a curated record